This is a messenger RNA of Thlaspi arvense, 864 nucleotides long. The record is from the annotation of a GenBank genome assembly. Lineage: Eukaryota; Viridiplantae; Streptophyta; Magnoliopsida; Brassicales; Brassicaceae.
UAUACACACAUACUCAUAUAUAUAGGUGGAUCUCUCUGAUCUAUGCUGUAUAGCAAAGUUUAAGUGUGCAUGGUUUGAGUUAGAAAUUGAAAAUCUAUUGUAAUACAUAUAAGCUAUAAUGAGUGAUCUGCAAAUCGUGCCGGCAUACAACCAGGUGGAAGCACAGUACGUAGAAAUGAUGGUGCCUUUGUAUUCAUACGGUUGCGAGAAGAAAAUCAAGAAGGCUCUUUCUCAUCUCAAAGGCAUAUAUUCAGUGAAAAUAGACUACUACAACCAGAAGGUGACGGUUUGGGGAAUAUGCAACAAGCUUGAUGUGUUGGCGAUGGUGAAAAGGAAGCGUAAAGAAGCUCGUUUUUGGAAUGUAGAGGAGAAUAACAAUAUUAAAGAGAGCAUUAAUGAUUCCAACGUCGUGGAAGAAGAAGAAGAAGAAGACACUACUAAAACUUCAUUUGAUUCAGAUAAAUCAUCAUCGGCGUAUUAUACGUACUCUUCGUCGUCUCCGAGAUUCAAGAUGAGACCUCCUUUGUCACUCAUUAGAAGCUCUUCCUUCACAUGGAAAGCUGUGAAGAAGGUCUUCUCUAGAUCCCUUUCCUUUUGAAUCACGUUUUUAUAUAUAUGACCCUGAUUAAUAAUGCUAGAAGAAAUGACGUGACUCUCACUCAAUGUAUAAAUACCAAACAUUCUAGUUCAAUGGUCAUGACUCAUGGCUUUGUUUGUUUAAGUGAAAGAUCUAUAUUUUCCCGACACGCUCUUUCUUUUGGUAAGUACUAUAAUAUGUUCAUUUGAAAAAUAUUCAAAAUUUUGAUUACAAUAGUUUGUAACUGUAUUAAACCAAAAAAAAACAAAAAAGGUCGAGUCUUUCGA